Messenger RNA from Dothidotthia symphoricarpi CBS 119687, 369 nucleotides. RefSeq lists its product as uncharacterized. The transcript has 2 exons. NCBI's taxonomy places the organism in Eukaryota, Fungi, Ascomycota, Dothideomycetes, Pleosporales, Dothidotthiaceae. The annotation marks the transcript as partial. The record is from RefSeq and is a predicted model, not a curated record.
GGGUUUGCCCCCAAAUCACCCAGGGGCCUCCCCCCUAGACCGCCCAUUUUUUCGGGGGCUUACCCCCCCGGACUGCCCGUUAUUUCGGGGGCUUACCCCCCCGGACCGCCUGUUAUUUCGGGGGCUUACCCCCCCGGACCGCCUGUUAUUUCAGGGGCUUACCCCCCCGGACUGCCCGUUAUUUUGGGGGGCUCCCCCCCCAAGGCCCCUGCUGUAACAGGGGGUAACAAUAGGGGGUUUGCCCCUAAAUUACCUAGGGGCCUCCCCCCCGGACCGCCUAUUUUUUCAGGGGCUUACCCCCCCAGACUGCCUGUUAUUUCAGGGGGCUCCCCCCCCAAGGCCCCUGCUGUAACGGGGGGUAAGCAAUAG